Ilyonectria robusta is the source of this 693-nucleotide messenger RNA. RefSeq lists its product as uncharacterized. The record is from RefSeq and is a predicted model, not a curated record. Gene Ontology annotation, biological process: positive regulation of transcription by RNA polymerase II. The transcript is spliced from 2 exons. Gene Ontology annotation, molecular function: sequence-specific DNA binding; DNA-binding transcription factor activity, RNA polymerase II-specific; zinc ion binding. Lineage: Eukaryota; Fungi; Ascomycota; Sordariomycetes; Hypocreales; Nectriaceae. The coding region runs from base 1 to 693 and encodes 230 amino acids. Gene Ontology annotation, cellular component: nucleus.
AUGUUCGGAACCUGGAAGUACGAUCCGGAAACGGACGAAGUCCAAAGCGUCCGCAACGCCUUUGACCCCGUAACGGCCCGCUCCAGCUCGCACCAGGCGUGUGAUCGUUGCCACGAGAAGAAGCUGAAGUGCAGUGGGGACAAGAACGGCUGCGAGCGAUGCAUUGGGAACAACCUACGCUGCGAAUAUACGCGCUCAGGGUCCAAGUCGUCUCGCAAGGGAAAGAAGAGCAGCCGCAAGUCCGAAGAAGACAGCGCGGCAAGCGGAUCGGGCUCGAGCUCGCGCCGCGGCGGCUCGUCGUCCAAGAAGUCCUCGUCCAAGCAUCACCACCACUCGUCCCGAACGGCGACUUCGAGCCACGAAGAGCCCGAAGGUCUUCUGGGCCAGUUUGACUUUUCGUCGCUGAGCCCAGAAGACGGAUUCGAUCUGGGGUUGCUCUCGCCUGGCGCAGACCAGACGUCGGGCGGUGGCUAUGCGGUUCCUGUGUCGUCGGCGGCAGCCUUGCAGGGCACCUACCCGCAGUUGCAGAUGCAGCCUGGCACAUCCGACGUCAACUAUCAGUCCUGGGACGGCUACUCGGCGUACCCAGCGGCGUAUGAUCAGCAACAGGGCUACGCGCCGCAGGAUUGGCCGGGCUAUGGCGACUAUGCGGGUCAACAGCAGCAGGACCCCCGAUACUACGGCGGCCGGUAG